AUGGCGUACAGCGUGGCGCACACAAUUCAGGCCCAUGCCGGUGCCGCCCAUGUAGCGCGUUUCAAUCCAAGCGGGAGGUACCUAUUGACGGGUGGUGGCGACCAGCAGGUUCAGCUGUGGAAUGCUCAUGUUGGUGUUUCGGACGAAUUAGACAGCCGGGGGCGCUCGACGUCGAUCCAGAGGUACGCGGGCCACACGUAUGAGGUGCUCUGCCUGGCGAUUGCCUCUGACAGCACGCGAUUUGCCAGUGGGGGGCCUGACCGCUCCGUCCUUGUUUGGGACGUGGCCUCGGCGCAGACCCUGUCGCGCUUCAAUGCACAUACAGGCCGUGUGAACGACGUGGCCCUAGGGGGCGCCAAUGACGAGAUCCUGUACGCAGCGGGCAGUGACACAGUGCUGCGUGCAUAUGAUUUGCGCGCAUCGAACGCGUGGCGCCCUAUCUUUGAAGCGCAUGAGGCCAGUGAUGCGAUCCUCAGUAUCGCCGUGCUUCCUGGCAUCGUGCACACGGCGUCUGUGGAUGGUACGCUACGCGCAUACGACGUGCGCAUGGGAGAGCUUCGAACGGACGUGAUCGAUGAUCCUAUUACGUCGCUCACGCCUACGCAAGACGGUGCAGCUAUGCUCUUAAGCACACUGAACAGUACCCAUCGCCUCAUGGACCUCACGGACGGCACGCAGCUCCAGCAGUACAAAGGACACACGCAAGCAUCGUUCCGGUGCCACUCUACACUCUCGCUCGAUGAAUCGCUUGUCUUGGCAGGCGACGAGACAGGCACGCUUUAUGCGUGGGACACACUCUCUGGGCGCGUCAAGUGGCACAGCCGCCCCGACUUCAGCGGUAGCGUGCGUCAUCGCCGCGCGCCUGACGUGCCUGUCUCCCUCUUAUGGACAGAACGUGGUCCCGAUGAGCAUCCCCCCAUGGUCGCUACAGCUGCAUCGUGUGGUACAGUGCAUGUAUGGACACGCUAG
This is a messenger RNA of Malassezia sympodialis ATCC 42132, 969 nucleotides long. RefSeq lists its product as uncharacterized. The record is from RefSeq and is a predicted model, not a curated record. Gene Ontology annotation, biological process: mRNA splicing, via spliceosome. Gene Ontology annotation, cellular component: catalytic step 2 spliceosome. Lineage: Eukaryota; Fungi; Basidiomycota; Malasseziomycetes; Malasseziales; Malasseziaceae. Gene Ontology annotation, molecular function: protein binding.